Aspergillus versicolor CBS 583.65 is the source of this 573-nucleotide messenger RNA. RefSeq lists its product as uncharacterized. Bases 1 to 573 code for a protein of 190 amino acids. The record is from RefSeq and is a predicted model, not a curated record. The transcript has a single exon. Lineage: Eukaryota; Fungi; Ascomycota; Eurotiomycetes; Eurotiales; Aspergillaceae.
AUGGAGUGCACCACAUUCGAAACAAUGUGCGAAGACUGCCAAUACGACUACAUGAUGCUUGAAGACCAGGGAGAAGCUGGAGAUAUCCUUGAAUAUGAACCAGCAACAUAUCCAAUAGUUUUCAAAUCCGUGUGGGCAUCCGGCAAUAAUAUCACCUUCGCCCUCGAGGAAGAUUACGCCCGGAGGCUCUUGACCAACGUGCAGUAUCGACUACACGAGCGUUUCAGGAAGCCAGUUUCUGUGGCUUGCAAUUACGAGAUGUUCCGGCAGCCGAAGGGUCUGUUUGUCUGUGCUAGUUUACUGAUUGAUUUCCCGUGUGAAGCCUUGCCCGUGGACAUCAAGUCGUUUCUGCGAGGGGUGUUGGGCUCGAAACAAGGAUCCACUGAUUGGACCACGAAAGUUGAAAUUGAUGAUGACUUGAAGGAAUAUAUCCUUGAGGGUGAGGGUGCUGGUAUUGAAAAUUGGGAUGCUUAUAUUACUUCGAAUCAGGACGACUUGUGUUCUGCUCGUUUGCGCUGGUUUACUGACAGGGCAAAAGGUGUCUGUAAAUGGCGUAUUUUGUUUACAACCUAG